AUGGAAGAGGAACAUAAAGGAGGUGAAGAAGUAAAAUACAGGGGUGUAAGAAGAAGGCCAUGGGGAAAAUAUGGGGCAGAGAUUAGAGAUCCUACAAAAGCAACUGGAAGACAAUGGUUAGGAACAUUUGACACAGCUGAGGAAGCUGCUAGAGCUUAUGAUUGUGCUGCCAUUCGUUUGAGAGGUGCUCUUGCCAUUCUCAAUUUUCCUGAUGAAUUCUAUCUUCAUCUUUCCUCUUUAUCGCGGUCGUCGUCAUCGUCGUCUGCCAGUUGUUGUAGAGAGCAAAAGGAAGUAAUUGAGUUUGAGUAUUUGGAUAACAAGGUGUUGGAAGAUCUUCUUGGAUCAUCUAAUGAAGAUAAUGAUGAUUAACAUUGUUCUAGAGUCUUUUUCAAUUGACAUGAUUUUACAAAUAAUGGUUAAUUUGUUAGAGAAUGUGUUAGCAACAAUGUCUGGACUCAUAAUUAGACUACAUUUUUCGGAGGCAAAAUUUAUAUACUCUUCAAAAUUGUUUUCAGUGUUCAGGACGAAUUCUUGAAAUAUCUUAGUCUGAGUUUUCUCUUUAAUUCUUUAGGAGUAUUUCAAAUAUUUACAAUUUAUUAACAU
Vicia villosa (hairy vetch) is the source of this 603-nucleotide messenger RNA. Its product is annotated as ethylene-responsive transcription factor ERF098-like. The transcript has a single exon. Bases 1 to 369 code for a protein of 122 amino acids. Gene Ontology annotation, molecular function: DNA-binding transcription factor activity; DNA binding. NCBI's taxonomy places the organism in Eukaryota, Viridiplantae, Streptophyta, Magnoliopsida, Fabales, Fabaceae. The record is from RefSeq and is a predicted model, not a curated record. Gene Ontology annotation, biological process: regulation of DNA-templated transcription; ethylene-activated signaling pathway.